Molecule: messenger RNA, 4307 nt
Organism: Dendroctonus ponderosae (mountain pine beetle)
Lineage: Eukaryota; Metazoa; Arthropoda; Insecta; Coleoptera; Curculionidae
Gene: Shab
Product: potassium voltage-gated channel protein Shab
Exons: 17
Coding region: 692-3967 (1091 amino acids)
Biological process (GO): potassium ion transmembrane transport; protein homooligomerization
Cellular component (GO): membrane; voltage-gated potassium channel complex
Molecular function (GO): delayed rectifier potassium channel activity; protein binding
Source: RefSeq, a predicted model, not a curated record
AAAUAGCUGAACAGUUUGUGAAGUUGAAGUGAUUUUUAAAUUGAUUACCAAAUUGUUUGAUUUUAAAAGGGUAUGUAACAUGAAAUAUUCGCAAUUUGAAAAAGUCACGUAUGAACACAGCGGCUCAAUGGACACCUAGUUUGACCUAAUACAGGGCAGGAUUUCGUCGGCCGGUCAAGAUGUCGGUUGAAAAGUAAAUGAAAAUUUGGAUUACAGAACCGGAAACAACCCUGGUCCUGAAGAUGUCGCUACCCCAGUAAAACGAGCGCUGAGCGCCGCGAUUGUGACCUACAUCCACAGUGUGACAGCGACGUCCCGACGCUCGACGUCUCCGUUUUGAAAAACGCGGUUAUAUCGCGCCUUCGUCCCGCAUCGAUCCGCGAACUAAAUAGUUGCAAUUUAUAUUUGAUUGUGUUUUAUGUGAAUAAAUUAGGAAGAACAGUUUCCUUCUCAAUUUUAUUUGUGGUUUGAAGUGUAGCUAUGGCUUGUCUGAACUCGAUCAAGACAGGGAUUAAAAAAUCUCAUUGAUUUUGCUCUAUGAUUACAUCAAUUUGGUUGCGAAUUAUUUAUCAAGAGUACGACAACAUACAGAUAAGAAUGGCGCUAAGGCACGGCAGCGUUGGAAUGGCUAGCGUGACCAGCAGCGAGCUAUGGUUACGGCACGGCUAGCCUGGGGCAUUCGUCCCCAUCGAUGAUGGGCGACCGCGACGGCGGAAGCGGCGAAGCGGAUGGGGGGCCCGCCGCCAUCGCCGCCGUGCGUUGGGACGAACCGGCGGCCCCCCUAGUUAUUCCCGGAUCCCCGCCACUGGACCUUGGGGUCUUAGGGGCGUCGACACAUCAGUCUUAUGAGCCGCCGCCGCUGCCCCUACCCCUACAGCGACCGUACUCGAGGAGCAUGUCAUCGUUACCGCCGGAAACGUUUAUGAUCAUGCGCUCAAAGGCCCUCAACAGACGCGUCAUCCUCAACGUAGGAGGCGUGAAGCAUGAGGUACUUUGGCGUACGCUCGAUAGACUACCCCAUACUCGCCUGGGACGAUUACGCGAUUGUAACACCCAUGAAGCCCUUAGCGAACUUUGCGACGAUUAUUCGCUGAUCGACAACGAAUAUUUCUUUGAUCGACAUCCGAAGUCGUUUUCCUCCAUCUUGAACUUUUACAGGACCGGCAAGUUGCAUCUUGUCGAUGAGAUGUGCGUUUUGGCUUUUAGUGACGAUUUGGAAUAUUGGGGGAUAGACGAACUUUACUUGGAGUCAUGCUGCCAGCAUAAAUACCAUCAGAGGAAAGAGCACGUUCAUGAGGAAAUGAGAAAAGAGGCCGAAUCGCUUCGUCAGCGGGACGAGGAAGAAUUUGGUGAGGGUCAAUGUUCUCAGUGGCAAAAAUGGCUGUGGGACAUGUUAGAAAAGCCGACAACUUCAAUAGCUGCAAGGGUAAUAGCCAUCGUAUCCAUAUUGUUUAUCGUGCUCUCCACCAUUGCGUUGACCCUAAAUACGAUCCCCAGCAUGCAAGUAAACGACGAGAAGGGAAAUUUCCAAGACAACCCUCAACUGGCCAUGGUGGAAGCAGUCUGCAUAACGUGGUUCUCCUUGGAGUACAUUCUUCGGUUCAGCGCGUCACCGAACAAAUGGAAAUUUUUCAAAGGGGGAUUGAAUAUCAUAGACUUACUAGCCAUACUGCCUUAUUUUGUGUCCCUAUUUUUACUAGAAACGAAUAAAAACGCUAACGAUCAAUUUCAAGAUGUCCGGCGAGUAGUGCAAGUGUUUAGGAUAAUGCGAAUUUUACGGAUACUGAAACUGGCCCGACAUUCAACCGGAUUGCAAUCGCUGGGAUUCACUUUGAGGAAUUCCUAUAAGGAACUUGGGCUGUUAAUGCUUUUUCUUGCCAUGGGGGUCUUAAUAUUUUCGAGUUUAGCUUAUUUUGCCGAAAAAGAGGAACCCGGUACUAAAUUCAUUUCGAUACCAGAAACUUUUUGGUGGGCGGGCAUCACGAUGACCACAGUGGGGUACGGAGAUAUUUAUCCCACAACGCCGCUGGGCAAAGUCAUAGGAAGCGUGUGCUGUAUUUGCGGGGUGCUGGUGAUUGCGUUACCCAUUCCUAUAAUUGUUAACAAUUUUGCCGAGUUUUAUAAGAACCAAAUGAGAAGAGAGAAGGCCCUGAAGAGGCGGGAGGCGUUGGAGCGAGCGAAACGCGAGGGCAGCAUCGUUUCAUUCCACCAUAUCAACUUGAGGGACGCUUUUGCCAAGAGCAUGGACCUCAUCGAUGUCAUCGUCGAUACAGGUCAUAAUGCAACGCAAGCAGAUGGGAACAGUGAAGGCGAUUCUACAGGAGGAGGAGGUAUCAACUCAUCUGAAACAGGUGCUGAUUGCUACAAAAACUUCGAAUACUUUCCAAAUAGAGAUAGGAGCUAUUCUUCCACGACCCCUUGUCUUCCUACCAGCGAUGGUCCUCCUCCUCCGUGUACGCCUAUAACUCAUCGACGACAUCUUUUGGAUACGAGCGGUUCAAAUUCGCUGGAUGAAGAAAGAUGUUUGAUGGCACCGUUGGCUCAGGACGAAACGCAACUUCUUCCUGGGUCUCCUAUGGGAUACAUGUCUCCUUCUGUGGGCAGCAAAACAUCCGACAAAAGGACGACAGAAAAACUUGAGGAAAUGCCGAACGAAUUUGAAUGUUGCUUUUGCAAUACUAAGAACUACAAGAAUUUUGUCGAUGCUGAAAGUCUGAUGCCGCUGCCUACAAGCGAUUUUCGAAAACCCGUUUGCAUGGAAAUGAAAAUGUUGGAAAUGGAAGCAAUGCAGGAAAAAUCCAGCCAAUUUCUCUAUGAAACGUAUGCUGAAGAGAAUGCUGUACCUCCACCUCGAGCGAAUGGUGGUGAUUUGGCUAGUAUGGACAGUUCGGACACUUUCGCGACUUGCACUACGUUUCCAUCUAAUUCUCAGGCUGAUCUUACGGCAGAUAUUUUAGACUCAACAUUGCUAAACAUGGACAGCAACUUGUACAUAAACCCGCUAGAUAAGUCUUUAGAAAAUAGCCCCGCUAUACCUCCGAUUCCAUCGCAAAAUCAAAAAAUAUCCGGCGUGAAAAAAUCUGCAAGCGGUGACACAGCUCUGAGAAGUUUGGGGUCUACACCACUUGAAGAAAAAGUUGGCUUCCGUCCACUGCAGAAUGUUGGCGAUAGAGGAAGCAGAUCUAGUUUAGAUGGAUCGCCUGGACCCCGGAAACAAAAGACUCGGUUCCAGCUUCACAAGUUUUCGGCAAAAGAGGCGGGAUUUUUUUUUCAAAUUCCAAGGCCCCAGUUACGGACAGCAGAAACUCAACGCAGCUCUCAGGAUAGUUUAGAAAAGCGCAACAAACAGGGCUUUGCUCCUGGGAAAGGCUUGGCUUCAGCCGCUCGAAUUUUGAACCAUCAUCUUUUUGGGGAUAAUCCAGGAAGCCCAAGAUCAGGGAGGAAUAAUACAAGUAAAUCGUCGCUCUCAGUGGACUCGAUCGAUAGUCGCGAAACUGCCACCCCACAAAAGGAAUCCAAUAGAAAAUCGAGAUCGAUCUUGAAGAAAGCUGAUAGUUGCGGAAACGGGCGUGGACGAGAUGUGGAUCCUGAAAGCGAAAGACUUCUCUCGGAUAAUGGAUCAGGCAUAUUUGAUCUGUCCAAUUAUUCGCCCGUGCCUCAGCUUAAUAAGCUCCAAGCCAAACGCUCAAAAAUGCAAUCAUCAGCAUAUCAGCAGGAAUUGGACCGCACUAGAAGUUUUAAGUCCCAGCUUUUGCGGCUGGAGAAUAUCGUCAAUAAGCCAAGUGAUUCUGCCCAAAUAAAUCAGGCUCCGUUAUAUAUCUGCCCCCCACCGCCUCCCGUUGAUAGUGUUAACUUUUCCCCAACUGAAGAAACACACCUCCUCUCAGUGUUGGGAACUCUGGACACGAUGUCCUCUUCUCAGGUGUCUUGCCACUAUAGGAAUGAUGGAUCUAAUCCGACAACGUAGCAUUUAAAGUGGAACCAAUCGACCCAUAGUCGGCAAAGUUCAUCAAAAACGUCAAUUCUAAAACAAUCUGUUGUAUGGUUAAUUAAGUAACAUUUCCCAAUGGCGCAACUAAUUUUUCCAAAUAAAUACGCCUAUUUAUCAAUCAAGAUUGUUUAUUGUUACUACGUUACUAUGAAUAUAGGGAUAAAUUGAAUAAGAAAAAAAAAUGCAUCGUUAUUACGCCACUGGGAAUGUGGGUAAGGGUUUGGGUGUGCCCUUUGUGCAACAAGUGAUAUCGUUUGGAUGCAAUAUUGAGUGUGCGAACAAAAAAAAACAUGAGCAAUAACGAUAGAAUAUAUGG